This is a messenger RNA of Passer montanus (Eurasian tree sparrow), 2441 nucleotides long. RefSeq names its product cyclic nucleotide gated channel subunit alpha 2 (gene CNGA2). Bases 125 to 2326 code for a protein of 733 amino acids. Gene Ontology annotation, biological process: monoatomic cation transmembrane transport. NCBI's taxonomy places the organism in Eukaryota, Metazoa, Chordata, Aves, Passeriformes, Passeridae. The transcript has 6 exons. The record is from RefSeq and is a predicted model, not a curated record. Gene Ontology annotation, molecular function: protein-containing complex binding; intracellularly cAMP-activated cation channel activity; cGMP binding. Gene Ontology annotation, cellular component: plasma membrane; intracellular cyclic nucleotide activated cation channel complex.
GAGGCAGGAGCAGGGAAGAGGAGGGAAAAGAGGCGUUCCUCUGGCAAUGAAUGAGGAGCCUGAAUGAUGAGGAGAGCAUCUUUCAUGGCUCCAGGCAGCUGGGGGAUCUCUUGGAGAGAACAAAAUGCCCUGCAGGACUCCUGGGAAACAUGGUGUGGGCCAUGCCGUGGUGUUGGACCCUCUCUUCCCACGCUGUGCUGGAUCCCUGCGUUCAAACCCUGCGCUGUGUCCUGCAUGUGCUCCCUUGUGGUGUUCUGUGCCUGCUGCAGGUGCCCGGGGCAGGGCGUGUGCCCGUGCUCCCCUCUCCCUGAGGAUGCCAGCCAAGAGCAAUGGUGUGCACAGCUCCCCGGCCAGCCACCAGCCCGCGGGUGACGCCGAGGGGACAGGGCUCAGCACCAGCAGGACCUGCUCAACCCAGGAUGGCACCAGCUCAGAGCUGCAGAGAGGAGCCAGCCUGCCUGGGGGGGAGCAGAGGGCUGCCCACACUUUCCAAGGCCAGGGAGCCUUGGCCAGGAUAGUCCGGCUGGUGCUGGUGCUCAGGGACUGGGCCAACAAGAGCCUGCACGAGGAGCAGCAGAGCCCAGACCCCUUCCUGGAGCGUUUCCAAGGCCCCGAGCUCCUGACAGUGCCUGCAGGAGCUGGUGAUGAGCUGCGGGAUGAGGAGACUGAGAGGUUAAACAAAAAGAGGAAAUGGCUGUUCUUUGUGGUGGACCCUGCGGGGGACUGCUAUUACCACUGGCUGGCUGUGAUUGCAGUUCCUGUCCUCUAUAACUGGUGCUUGCUCAUAGCCAGGGCUUGCUUCACUGACCUGCAAAAGACCUAUUUUGUGCUGUGGCUGGUGCUGGAUUACAUCUCAGAUGCUCUCUACCUCGGGGACACAGUGAUCCGCCUGCACACAGGUUUCUUGGAGCAGGGCCUCCUGGUUAAGGACCUGAAGAAGUUACGGGAUAACUACAUCCCCACGCUCCAGUUCAAGCUGGAUGUUCUCUCCACCCUGCCCACAGACCUGGCCUAUUUUUGGGUGGGACUGCACUGCCCCGAGCUGCGUUUCAACAGGCUGCUGCGCUUCUCCCGCAUGUUUGAGUUCUUCGACAGGACCGAGACCAGGACCAGCCACCCCAACAUCUUCCGCAUCAGCAACUUGGUGCUGUACAUCCUGGUCAUCAUCCACUGGAACGCCUGCAUUUAUUACGCCAUCUCCAAGGCCAUAGGCUUCGGGGAGGACAGCUGGGUCUACCCCAACCUCACAGACCCUGAGUACAGCUCUCUGACCCGCGAGUACGUCUACUGUCUCUACUGGUCCACGCUGACCCUGACCACCAUUGGGGAGACCCCUCCCCCUGUGCGGGAUGAGGAGUACCUCUUCGUGAUCUUUGACUUCCUCAUCGGCGUCCUCAUCUUCGCCACCAUCGUGGGGAACGUGGGGUCCAUGAUCUCCAACAUGAACGCCACCAGGGCGGAGUUCCAGGCCAAAAUUGAUGCCGUCAAACACUACAUGCAGUUCCGCAAGGUGAGCAAAGACCUGGAAACCAAAGUCAUCAAGUGGUUUGACUACCUGUGGACCAACAAGAAGGCAGUAGACGAACGGGAGGUCCUCAAGAACCUCCCUGAUAAGUUAAGGGCAGAGAUUGCCAUCAACGUUCACCUGGAGACGCUGAAGAAGGUGAGGAUUUUCCAGAACUGUGAGGCAGGGCUGCUGGUGGAGCUGGUGCUGAAGCUUCGCCCUCAGGUGUUCAGCCCGGGGGAUUACGUGUGCCGGAAAGGGGACAUCGGGAAGGAGAUGUACAUCAUCAAGGAGGGCAAGCUGGCCGUGGUGGCGGAUGAUGGCGUGACACAGUAUGCUCUGCUCACUGCAGGGGGCUGCUUUGGCGAGAUCAGCAUCCUCAACAUCAAAGGCAGCAAGAUGGGCAACAGGCGCACAGCCAACAUCCGCAGCUUGGGCUACUCUGAUCUCUUCUGCCUGUCUAAGGAAGAUCUCAUGGAAGCAGUCACAGAGUAUCCUGACGCCAAAAGGAUCUUGGAGGAGCGUGGCAGGGAGAUCCUCAUGAAGGAAGGGCUGCUGGAUGAGUCAGCUGCAGAGGAAAGCACAGAAGGGAAGAGCAUGGAGGAGAGGCUGGACAGGGUGGCCUCAAACCUGGACACGCUGCACACGCGCUUUGGCCGGCUGCUGGCUGAGUACAACGACGCCCAGAUGAAGCUCAAGCAGCGCAUCACUGCUCUGGAGUCCAAGAUGAGGCAGGAGGAAUGGGAUGAUUUCUUCUCUGACAGCUCAGACAGUCUGUUUGAGGAUGAGGAGGAAGCUUCACCUGGGGGUGGGAUGCAGUGAGGGGGAACACAGCUGGAUGAUGUCUGACCUGGUGCUGAGGCAGUGCUUGCUGCUUCACAAGGCAGACCCUGUGGCUGCCUUGCCAAGGCCUUUUUUAAUGCCCUUAGCACUGCUG